AUGUAAUGUAAUUUAAUGUUAAUCAAACAGGGGCUUAGGUGCUUAAACAUCCCAUGCUGUACUAAUACCGCUUUGACAUUUCAACGGGAGAUGGCCCACAAAAUCAAGGACAUAAAUGCCAACUUCAAAAAGAUGAACAACGAAGCUGAUCGCCUCGGCCUCAGCAGAGUUAGAGAUUAUCCUCUGGCAAAGCCUCCAGUCAUGGAAACUACCAGCUUUGCUAUUGAUCCAAUUGUCAUUGGACGAGAAAUUGAUGAAUCAGAAAUACUGGAGAUGAUAACCAGCUCGAUCAAUAAUGUCCUUUCAGUCCUUCCCAUAGUCGGAAUGGGAGGGCUUGGCAAGACGACUUUAGCACGCAAGAUCUACAAUCACCAUCGUACACAAACCCAUUUUGACGAAAGGAUUUGGGUUUGUGUAUCAGAAAAUUUUGAUCAGCUGACGCUUUUCAAAAGGAUUCUGGAAUUAUUAUCGGGCAAAGAUUUUGGCGGAGGUAGCAAGCAAGCUGUUGUUCAAAAGAUUGCAGAGGAAUUAAAAAACAAAAGAUACUUGCUAGUUCUCGAUGAUUUAUGGAAUGAAGAAACAGAAGAUUGGGAUGAAUUCAAAAAUACACUGGUGGGAGCUAGCUCCAAUAAAGGAAAUUUCAUUAUCGUCACCACACGUAAGGAAAAGGUGGUAUCUACUGUGAACACUUGCAAUCGUCCAUGCAGAUUGAGGUCAUUAACAGCUGAUGAAUGCUGGUCCAUAAUCAGAACAAUGAUAUUUCAAGAUAAAGAAGUAUUGGAAAAAUUUGCGAUUAUUGGACUGGAGAUUGCUCGCAAAUGUAGAGGUUUACCUCUAGCAGCAAAUGUGAUUGGAAGAGUUUUGCAAGGAAAGGAAAUAGAAGAGUGGGAUUCAGUUCUACAGUCUGGGCUUUCAAAUCUUGAAGAGGGGGAGAAGGGUGUGUUGCAAGUCUUAAAGGUAAGCUAUGAUCGCUUACCUUCUUCAUCACUGAAAAAAUGUUUUGCCUUUUGUUCAAUAUUUAUCAAGGAUUCGAUCAUGGAUAGAGAAGACUUAAUCCAGCUCUGGAUGUCGGAAGGACUUCUUCCAAACAAUCAAGAAAGUGAGAUGGAGACUACAGGCAAUAAAUAUUUUAAUAUUUUGUUGCAAAAUUUCUUCUUCCAAGAGCCCGAAAAGGACAAGUAUGGCAAUAUCAUAAGCUGCAAAAUGCACGAUCUUGUCCAUGAUCUUGCAUGUUUAGUUUCGAAAUCAGAAAGUUUCAUGAAUACGGAGGGUCUCACUGUUGAUGACAUUCUUCAAGUUAGACACCUUGCAAUAGAAUCAAUUGGAGAGGAAAUGGUCAAGGACAUAAAAGAGAGAGCAAGUUAUCUCCACACCUUGUUCUUAAGAAGCAACGUACCAGAUGGAAUUUUACCGUACUUCAAGCAUUUGCAUUCUCUAAAGCUAUGUAAUGCAAAUAUUAAAGAAUUGCCAACAUCAAUUGGCACCCUGAAACAUUUGAGAUAUCUUGAUGUGUCCGACAAUAAAGAUCUCACUACUCUGCCAGAAUCUAUCUGCAAGCUCUACAAUUUGCAAACUUUGAGGAUUCUAUGGCACUACCUUUAUCGCGAGAUUCGAAGGCUUCCUAGAGAUCUGCGAUUCUUGACUCGUUUAAAGCAUCUCUGUAUUGACACUGUUACCAAGGAUUUCAAGAUGCCACCUAAAAUCGGAAGUUUAUCUUGCCUUCAAACGUUACCAUUAUUUUGUGUGAGUGACGAGGAAGGUUGUCGAAUUGAUGAGCUGGGAAAGUUGAAGAAAUUAAAAGGCAAACUACAAAUACGGAAUUUGGAAUUGGUGAGAUCUAACACAGAAGUGGAGCAUGCAGAUAUGGCUGGAAAGCUAAACAUUUAUAAGUUUUACUUUCAUUGGACUCCUUCCAGGUACAGGUAUUUCAAUGAUGAGAGUGAGUCAAUGGAUUCCUCAGAAAGUAACAUCAAUGAUGAGAGUGUACUUGAAGGGCUGCAACCUCAUUACAAUGCAACAUACUAAACUUGAUGCUUAAUGUUUGAGAAGUCAUGAUUAUGUUAAUUAUAAAUCCAUCCAACCCAUUCAUUUAUAAUUCUACUACUUGAAAUUCAUUAGUGAAUAACGUCACUUGUACAAUGUUUUUGCACAA
This is a messenger RNA of Olea europaea var. sylvestris, 2152 nucleotides long. RefSeq names its product putative disease resistance protein RGA3. NCBI's taxonomy places the organism in Eukaryota, Viridiplantae, Streptophyta, Magnoliopsida, Lamiales, Oleaceae. Gene Ontology annotation, molecular function: ADP binding. Gene Ontology annotation, biological process: defense response to other organism. The record is from RefSeq and is a predicted model, not a curated record. The transcript has a single exon. The coding region runs from base 16 to 2025 and encodes 669 amino acids.